Parnassius mnemosyne (clouded apollo) is the source of this 5145-nucleotide messenger RNA. Lineage: Eukaryota; Metazoa; Arthropoda; Insecta; Lepidoptera; Papilionidae. The record is from the annotation of a GenBank genome assembly.
AUGGACAAAGAAAAAUAUUUAAAAAAAACAGUAGAGGUAGAAAAGGCAGGAUCAGAUACUGGUAGCGGCGGAAAUCGAUCGCGUGGGACGUCUUCCGCUAGGAAACGUCCAGUGUGCCGAUCGUCAGACGAGGAAGGCCUGCCGGCCCCCAAGUUGCCGACUUCGGGGAGGGGUCGGCAGGCAUCGAGAGGGGCGAGUACUUCGCAGCCGCGGAGGGAUAAGCACGGACGGUUCGUGUGCUCCAAUACCUCGGCGGCUAGCGAAGCAGAUAGUGACAUGGGGUUCACUACGGAGGACCCUGGCGAUGGCGGUGAAAGCUGUGCCUCGCUGGGGAGCUCAAAGGCGGAGCUCAAUGCCGCCAAGAGGGAGCAGCGCAAAGCCGUCGCGGCCGACGAAGUGUCGGAAAUGGCCCGACGUGCUCGCGAGCGACGAGCUGCUCUUGCGGCGGAAGGGGGAGAGCCAUCUGCGGUGGCCUUAAGCCAGCUGGCUUUGGAUGGGGUGGACUUAGUCCUGAAGGUUGCCACCAAGUCCGGCAGCCUGAAGGGCACGUUCACCCGUGGCUUAAAGGAGGCUGCCGCGGAUAUCAGGGAGGCGGUUGGCAUCCUCCUCAACAGGACGGCCUCUGACGAGGUCGCAAAGUUACAGGAGGAAAACAGCCGCCUCAGAAAUGACUUGGAGGACCUCCGGCGGCAAGUUGCUGCGCUAAGCGAGCAGCAGCAGCAACGCACGUCCAGCGAUGCCGCACCUGUAGUGGACCCGACUCCCGCACUGCGACCGGCAAGCCCUCGUACCGACGAAGAGGUCGAGCGCAUUGUCCGGCUCUGCAUGCUCCAGUGCGGGAGCAUGGUUAACGCUCGGCUGGAGGCAAUUUCUCAGCGUCUCCCGGUGGAAAUCCUCCGUCCGCCUUUAGCGGCUGACACGCGGAGGACUGAGGAGCCGCCGAGACUUGCGCCUCAAAAGGGGAAGCCCGCGGAGGGUAACAAAAAGCCCGCGGAGGGAGCUCCUCCGAGCAACCAGCCCACGACUGCCGGGUCUAAGGGUGAGACCUGGGCGAAAGUCGUGGGCCGCAAGAAGGCCCGCAAAGCCACCAAGAAGGCCGCAGCAGCCGCAUGUGCCCCAGGUGGAACCGCAAAGACGGCUCCUAAACCUGCACAGCGGACUGCCAAAGGCGGUCGCAAGAGACCGGCUGUACAUGUUCCGCGGUCCAACGCCGUAACAAUAACGUUGCAGCCUGGAGCUGUGGAGCGUGGCGUGACGUACCAGUCGGUCAUCGCCGAGGCCAAGGCCAAGAUCAAAUUAUCUGAUCUUGGCCUUCAGUCCGUAACCCUCAGGCAGGCUGCCACGGGUGCACGACUGUUCGAGGUGGCUGGCACUGUGAGCGGCAGUGCCGAAAAGGCGGACGCACUUGCCGCCAAGAUGAGGGAGGUCCUCAACCCAGAGGACGUCCGGGUCUCCAGGCCAAUGAAAACCGCAGAGGUGCGGAUUGCUGGCCUGGACGACUCCGUGACCUCAGAGGAGGUGGUGGCGGCCGUUGCCAGAAGCGGAGAGUGUCCGCCGGACAAGGUGCGGGCUGGCGAUAUACGCACCGACGCCACCGGACUCGGCGCGGUCUGGGUUCGGUGCCCUGUAGCGUCGGCAAAGAAGAUCGCCGAUAGCGGCAGAUUGCUGGUAGGCUGGGUGGCGGCAAGGACCAAGCUCUUACAGCCCCGGGCUUUGCAGUGCUUUCGGUGUCUGGAAAAAGGGCACGUCCGGGCGAAGUGCACCGCCGAGGUUGACCGUAGUGACCUCUGUUAUCGCUGCGGCCAGCCUGGCCACAAGGCUGCCCUGUGCUCCGCGGCGCUCAACUGCAGCCUUUGUUCUGCUGCGGGAAGGCCAGCGGAACACAGAGUAGGCGGAAGGGCUUGUGGGGCGCCUGCCAGCAAGAAAAAGAAAAAGGAAAAGAAGAGGAGCACUAAGCCUGCCGGGUUAACCUCGCUGCCCUCGCAGGCUAGCAGCUCCGCGGCCGACUCCCGGCCCAGGACCGGCAACAUCAACCACUGUGCCAGAGCUCAGGAUCUCCUACUCCAGAGCAUGGCAGAGUGGUCGAUUCACGUGGCUGUGGUCGCCGAACCGUACUUCAUUCCCGCCCGUGACAACUGGUUGGGAUGCGCUGACGGUUUGGUGGCCAUUAUUGGCGAGACUCUGAGCGACCCGUCUCGGGGCCGCGGCUGGGUUGCUGCGGUCUCGGGCGGCAUCGUUAUUGUAGGGGCGUAUUUCUCCCCCAACAAGAGUCUCGCCGACUUUGAGGGUUUCCUUGUCGAGUUGGGCGCCGUCGUAGGCCGCUAUCACCCUCGUCCCGUUCUGGUGCUCGGGGAUCUCAACGCCAAGUCAUCGGCGUGGGGAUCUCCGGUCACUGACCCUCGGGGCGAGGUGUUAGAAGAGUGGACGGUGACGACUGGUCUGGUCGUCCUGAAUCGGGGUUCGGAAUACACAUGCGUGCGGCAGCGGGGUGGGUCGAUAGUGGACGUCUCGUUUGCUAGCCCCUCUGUCGCCAGCCGAGUCCGCGACUGGCGUGUCGCCGCAGAGGUGGAGACGCUGUCGGACCAUCGGUAUAUCCGGUUCGACGUCUCUGCCCAGACUGCGAGCGGCCGCCAUCCAACAACCCCGAUUAACGACGGCCCGCGUUGGGCGCUUAAGCGCAUCGACAGGGAACUACUCGAAGAAGCUGCCCUAGUCCAGUCCUGGAUUCGGGAGUCGACGACGGACGGCCCCGUCGACGUCGAAGCGGUGGCGCUAUGGUUUCGCGGGGCGAUGACGCAGAUCUGCGACGCGUCCAUGCCCCGUGUCCACCAACGGUCCGCAAGGCGCCAGGUGUACUGGUGGACCGCCGAGAUCGCGCAAUUGCGCAUAGCGUGCGUUGCGGCACGUCGCCGGUACACCCGAUACCGGAGGCGGCGUCGACGGGAUCCCGCCGAGGAGGACGCGCUGUAUGAGGUGUACCGCGCGUCUAAGGAGACUCUGUGGCUGGCCAUCGGCGACUCAAAGUCGCGUGCCAGGGAAGAGCUGCUGGGAUCCCUAGAUCGGGAUCCGUGGGGGCGCCCCUACCGUUGGGUACGGGGCAAGUUGCGUCCCUGGGCGCCUCCACUAACACAAACGAUGCAACCCCAGUUGCUAGAGGCGGUGGUAUCGGCUCUCUUCCCUGAGCGAGUGGGACACGUUCCCCCGGCGAUGGCUUCGCCCUCAGCCAUAGACUCUCCAGAAGAGGAGAGCACCGAUGUCCCCGAGGUGACGCAAACAGAGACGAGAGUGGCCGUGUCGCGACUCCGGGCUAAGAACACAGCGCCCGGACCCGACGGAGUUCCUGGUCGAGCUCUCGUCCUGGCUCUGAAGGAGCUAGAGCCCCAGCUGAGAGGGCUCUUCACGGCAUGUCUCGAGCAGGGUCAGUUUCCCAGUGUGUGGAAGGAGGGGAGGCUAGUCCUGCUCAGGAAGGAGGGGCGCCCCGCGGACUCACCGUCCGCGUACCGGCCCAUAGUGCUGCUCGACGAGGCGGGCAAACUUCUUGAGCGCAUCAUCGCAGAUCGCCUCGUCAGCCACUUGUGCAGAGAGGGGCCGGACCUGGACGAGAACCAGUUUGGUUUUCGUCGCGGGCGCUCCACCAUAGACGCUAUUACGCGCGUGAGGGCCCUGGCGGAGGAGACAGUAUCCCGGGGUGGGGUGGUGCUGGCGGUGUCCUUAGACAUCUCCAACGCCUUCAACACCCUACCCUGGAGUUGUAUUCGGGAGGCGCUGAAUUACCAUCGCGUGCCUCCCUACCUCCGCCGCACAAUAGGGGCUUACCUUGAGGAGAGAUGCGUUACCUAUUGGGGACGUGACGGCGCUGGUCGGCGCGUUAUGUCGUGCGGUGUUCCGCAGGGAUCGGUCUUGGGACCGCUCCUGUGGAACAUCGGCUACGACUGGGUGCUGAGAGGUGAACUCCCGUCGGGCGCCGACUUGACGUGUUAUGCGGACGACACGCUCGUCACUGCCCGGGGGAGUUCGCACAGGGAAGCAGCGUUGGUUGCCACGGCUGCGGUGUCACAAGUAGUGAACCGCAUCCGGCGCCUGGGCCUGGAGGUGGCCCUAAAUAAGUCGGAGGCCAUGGUGUUCCAUGGCCCUCGACGCGCGCCGCCGCCGGGUUCACACAUCGUGGUCAGCGGGGCCCGGAUAGCUGUCGAGUCCACCAUGAAGUAUCUGGGAUUGGUGCUCGACAGCCGAUGGGAAUUCGGACCCCACUUCCGGCGGCUGGCGCCCAAGCUGAUGGGUGCAGCGGGCGCGCUAUCAACGUUGCUUCCCAACUUGGGGGGCCCGAGCGCCGCCUGUAGGCGGUUGUACGUGGGAAUCGUGCGGUCCAUGGCCCUGUAUGGGGCCCCUGUGUGGGCGAUGGACAUGACGGCCAGCACUCUCGCCAUUCUGCGUAAACCGCAGAGGGCGAUGGCCGUCAGAGUCGCCCGCGGGUAUCGCACGAUUUCCUACGAGGCGGCUUGCGUCCUGGCCGGAUCCCCGCCCUGGGACCUAGAGGCGAAAGUACUCGCGUCAUUAUAUCGAUGGCGCGAGGAAGAGCGGGCACGGGGCUCGAGGCCGGUGCAGCGGCAGAUCGCGCUGCGCCGAGAGGAGCUCCGUCAGGUCUUGGUGGCGGAAUGGCGGCAAAGGCUUCUGCGCCCUACCGCAGGCCUCGCUACCGUCGAGGCGAUCCGGCCAGUACUCGACGACUGGCUCGGGAGAAGGCACGGCUCCCUGUCGUUUAGGAUGACGCAGGUGCUGUCGGGGCAUGGCUGCUUCGGCAAGUACCUGCGCCGCAUAGACAGGGAGCCGGACGCUCGGUGCCACCACUGCGUCCAUUGCGGGGAGGACACGGCGCAACACACGCUCGCCGAGUGUGUAGCUUGGGAGGAGCAGCGCCGUGUCCUCACAAAUAAAGUAGGAGGCGAUCUGUCGCUGCCGGCCUUAGUGCAGAAGAUGGUCGGUAGCGCAGAGUCGUGGGAUGCAGUGGUGUCCUUCUGCGAGGACGUGAUGUCGCAGAAGGAAACUGCGGAACGGGAAAGGGAGAUCUCGACUCCCUUCCCCGGCCGCAGAAGGCGCACCGGGCGCAGGAGAAGGGCGGACAACGCCCUUUUCCGCCCCCCAUAA